Molecule: messenger RNA, 969 nt
Organism: Amphimedon queenslandica
Lineage: Eukaryota; Metazoa; Porifera; Demospongiae; Haplosclerida; Niphatidae
Product: short-chain collagen C4-like
Exons: 4
Coding region: 387-800 (137 amino acids)
Source: RefSeq, a predicted model, not a curated record
CAAUAGAGUCGACUGAUAUAAUCCCUGAUAAUGGUAACACUGAAGAAAUAAGUGAUGGCGAACAGUUUGAUGGAGAAACACAAAUUAACAAUGACAAUGAUUUUAAAGGUGAUGAAACUGAUACUGAGCCUACAAAGCAAGAUGUUGAUCUGAAAGCAGAAGCAACUCAGGCUGAUGGAGACAAAGAAGUUGCAGAGCAAUGCCUUCAGCUAAAAAUAGGGCAAGGAAAGAAGCUUGCCAUCACUCUCUCCCCUGACAGUGGGAGUGGUGUGGUGUACACUCGUUGGGGAAGGACACAUUGCCGCAGGGGAGCAGAACUAGUCUAUGCUGGAUACGCUGGAGGCAGUUUCUAUAAUGAACGUGGAGGAGGAGCUAACCUCUUGUGUAUGCCAACCACUGGUGUGGGACAUCUCAGCACUCAAAACCCUGGACACCUUUCGCUCAUUUAUGGAUCAGAGUAUCAAUCGUACAACAAGAUCUGGCAUAAUCAUGAUUACAACGUUCCUUGUGCCGUGUGUUAUGUUCCUGACAAAUCCACUAAACUGCAGUUGCCUGGUAGGAUCACCUGUCCAGACUCAUGGACCCAGGAAUACAGAGGUUACAUCAUGGCAGAAUAUAAAAACCAUCAGAGAAAUGCAGUCUUUGAAUGCGUCGAUGAAGCUCCAGAGAAGAUUCCUCACACCAAACGCAAUACAGAUGGUGCACUGCUGUACUUUGUGACACCAGUUUGCAACAGGGGAAUCCCUUGUGGUCCUUAUCAUCCCAAUAUUGCUAUAACCUGCUCAGUUUGUACUCGCUAAAAGAAGCAUCAUCAUCAUGAUCUUCAAAUGAUUUUUGGAUAUGGAACAUUAUAAUUAAUUAUUAUCAUAAACUUGAUAGGCCUGUAGAUAUAAUAGUUUUAGUAUCAGCGAUUAUUUUGUAGCUGUUUUUUAUAGAAAAUUGUUUUUAGUUUAUUUCAAAUGCACUUAA